AGCUCGAAGGAAAGUAGUGGGACUCCGGAGGAGAGAGAGAAGGAGAGAGGGAAAGAGAGAGAAAGAACUUCGUGCUUUACAUUACACACAGACACGGGAUAAAGGACGACUGCGUGGACAGUUGUUAUAUACAUUUUGUGUCUUUUAAUUUGUAAAUCAACGUUUACACGUGCGUUUACGGUUGUAGUGGAUGUAAAGGGAUUAGAAUAGAAUCGGGGGAAUGUAUCCUGCUCGGGCAACAGUGACCGACCGUCUUCCGAGAUGUCAACUCAACAUUCUCCGGGCCAUCAUGCUACUCCAGGCCGUUCUAGAGAUGACUGCGACCAGGUUUGAAGACCCUAGUGUGAUGGGCGCUUCCACUUGGAACAGCUCAGACCUGUUUCUUCGUCUGGAGGCUCCGAUGAACAACAUCACCACGUCUCUGGGCCAGACGGCGGAGCUGCUGUGCCGUGUGUCCGGUAACCCCCUUCCCACUGUGCGCUGGCUGAAGAACGACGCUCCCGUGGUCCAAGAGCCUCGCCGGAUCUCCUACCGGCCCACGACCUACGGAUCGCGCCUCCGCAUCCGUAACUUGGACACCACAGACACAGGCUACUUCCAGUGUGUGGCCACCAACAGCUACGGCACCGUCUCCACCACCGGAGUACUCUUCGUCAAGUUUGAUCCACUCCUAACCCCUCUGCCAGGAAGACCCUCUGCGGAUGAUUUUGAUGAAGAGGGGUUUUGCCAGCCGUACAGGGGCGUAGCUUGUUCUCGCUUCAUAGGGAACCGCAGCAUCUUUGUCGACUCCCUGCAGAUGCAGGGCGAGAUCGAGACCCAGAUCACAGCCGCCUUCACUAUGAUCGGAACGUCCAGCCACCUGUCGGACCGCUGCUCCCAGUUCGCCAUCCCGUCACUGUGCCACUUUGCCUUCCCGACAUGUGACCGCAGCUCUGGGACAGAGAAGCCCAGGGACCUGUGUAAGGAUGAAUGCGAGAUCCUGGAGAAUGACCUGUGUAAGACCGAGUACAUCAUCGCCCGUUCCAACCCCAUCAUCCUGAAGAGACUGAAGCUGCCGAACUGUGAGGACCUGGCAGCACACGACAGCCCGGAGGCUGCGAUCUGUAUGAGGAUAGGAAUCCCCAUGGCCGAGCCCAUCAACAAGAACCACAAGUGUUUCAACAGCAGUGGUUCAGCCUACCGUGGGACGGUCAGUAAGACCAAGUCGGGUCGUCAGUGCCAGCCCUGGAACUCUCAGUACCCUCACAGCCACACCUACCUGGCGUUGCGCUACCCAGAGCUCAGCGGAGGCCACUCUUACUGCCGUAACCCCGGCAACACGCAGGAGGGACCAUGGUGUUUCACCCUGGACGAGGGAGUCCGUAUGGAGCUGUGCGACAUCCCCGUCUGCGAUUAUAAGGAGAACCGUGGGGGCAGUAACAUGGAGAUUCUUUACAUCCUGGUCCCGAGCGUAGCCAUCCCUCUGGCCAUCGCCCUCUUCUUCUUCAUCUGUGUGUGUCGUAACAACCAGAAGGCUGCCCGACCCCCGGUGCCCAGACAGCCCAAACCUGUCAGAGGACAGAAUGUAGAGAUGUCCAUGCUCACCAACUACAAACCCAAGAGUAAGGCCAAGGAGCUCCCCCUCUCUGCAGUGCGGUUCAUGGAGGAGCUAGGUGAAUGUGCAUUUGGUAAGAUCUACAAGGGCCACCUGUACCUGCCUGGUAUGGAGCAAGCCCAGCUGGUUGCCAUCAAGACCCUGAAGGACUACUCCAGCCCUGGCCAGUGGGGUGAAUUCCAACAGGAAGCGUCGGUCAUGGCUGAGCUUCACCAUCCCAACGUGGUGUGUCUGCUGGGUGUAGUGACCCAGGAACAGCCUGUCUGCAUGCUGUUUGAGUUCCUGAACCAAGGGGACCUCCAUGAGUUCCUCAUCAUGCGCUCUCCUCACUCUGACGUGGGCUGUAGUAGCGACGAGGACGGGACCGUCAAGUCCAGCCUGGACCACGGGGACUUCCUGCACCUGGCCUUACAGGUGGCUGCUGGGAUGGAGUACCUGGCAAGUCACUUCUUCGUCCAUAAGGACCUAGCAGCCCGUAACAUCCUGGUGGGAGAACAGCUCCACGUCAAGAUAUCUGACCUGGGCCUGUCCAGAGAGAUCUACACCUCAGACUACUACAGGGUCCAGCCCAAGGCUUUACUCCCUAUCCGCUGGAUGCCUCCAGAGUCCAUUGCCUAUGGGAAGUUCACGUCGGAGUCAGACAUCUGGGCGUUUGGUGUGGUGCUUUGGGAGAUCUUCAGCUACGGCCUGCAGCCCUACUACGGCUUCAGUAACCAGGAGGUCAUGGAGAUGGUGAGGAAACGUCAGCUGCUGCCCUGCCCAGAGGACUGCCCCCCCAGGGUCUUCGGCCUGAUGACAGAGUGCUGGCAGGAGGGCCCGACGAGAAGACCACGUUUCAAAGAUAUCCAUGGCCGUCUGAGGGCCUGGGAGGGGCUGUCAUCCCACGCUAGUUCUAGUACUCCAUCAGGAGGCGGGGGCAACGCCACAACUCAGACCACCUCGUUAAGCGCCAGUCCGGUCAGUAAUCUCAGCAACCCGCGCUAUGCCACCGCUGCAGGUUACCUCUACCCGGCCCAGGGGAUGCCUGCGCAAGGUCAUCCAGGCCACCAGAUGGCAGGCUGGACCCCUAUGACCCAUGGGGCGCCCAUGUCCCAGAACCAACACCAACGCUUCAUCCCUGUCAACGGGUACCCCAUCCCCCCAGGCUACGCUGCCUUCCCUGCGGCCCACUUUCAGGCCCAGGGCCCCCCCAGGGUGGUGCAGCACCUCCCCCCGCCCAAGAGCAGAUCUCCCAGCAGCGCUAGCGGCUCCACCAGCACCGGUCACGUGACAAGCGUGCCCUCCACGGGGUCCAAUCAGGAUGCGAACACGCCUCUGCUGUCACACUGCGUGGCAAUAUCCGCCCUGCCAGGGGGCGGGACCAUGCAGGUGUACGGACACAUGUCCCAGAAGGCUUUGCAACAGAUGGACCCCUCACAGACGUCCGCGCUGCUGGCCGACGCCAACAGACUCAUGUAUAGUGAAUCGGUCAUCACUGCAGACCUGUAAAUACACUGCAUACCUGUACUAUAUAUCACCUGGUUGAUUUGAUGGUUUUUGUUUCGUUUUUUUUGUAAGAAAGUUAUUAUAAUAAUUGUUUCAACUUUCUACUUUUACUUGUAAAUACAUGCACGUAAAUCCUGAAUGAACGAGAUGCAAAGAUUUAUAUUCAAAAGAACAUCAAGCGUGUCCUGCCCCCUACUCUGAAACUCAAACUGCCUUGAUAGACUUUUUUUUAGUGAUGCUACUCCGUUUGCCUGCCUGGACACUGGGAUUUCUAAGCUCAGAGUAGGUCAACAAUAACACACCUGUCAAUAUAUAAUGACUCUAUCACUCGGACAUCAUUGUGAAUAACCUCCCAUUGACGUCAAUAAAUCUUCCUAGACUCCCGUUGACGUCAGAAUGAUUUUGGCGGAAGUCAGAGCUGCACGGAGCCCUUCUGGUAGCUACAAUAUGUACUGCAGCAGGGUGUGUUGUUGCUUGGACUGGAGGGGCCCUGUACUGAAGCAGGGUGUGUUGUUGCUUGGACUGGAGUGGCCCCGUACUGAAGCAGCGGGAGUCCCCGGUUGUGUCGUCAGUUGGGCUUUAUAUUCAGUUGAGCCUGUGUCAGCACAUCUGCCUGGCUGGCAUCCCUACAGUGCACCUCUCUCCUCCAGGAGGCUAAGCCCCCCUCUAGGGAUAUGUGAACUUCAAAGACUUCUGAUUUGACUUCAAAGCGGCCUGUGGAGAAGGGACGAGGCCCUACCUACGCAACGCUAUGCAAUGACAUAGCACUCAUACCCUCUGCUUCACUCUCUACAGCUAUGUGCCUCCACAGAUGUGUGCCUCUACAGCUAUGUGCCUCCACAGAUGUGUGCCUCUAAAGCUAUGUGCCUCUACAGCUAUGUGCCUCUACAGCUAUGUGCCUCUACAGCUAUGUGCCUCUACAGCUGUGUGCCUCUACAGCUGUGUGCCUCUACAGAUGUGUGCCUCUACAGAUGUGUGCCUCUACAGCUAUGUGCCUCCACAGAUGUGUGCCUCUACAGCUAUGUGCCUCCACAGAUGUGUGCCUCUACAGCUAUGUGUGCUCUCAGCAUGUGCCUCCACAGAUGUGUGCCUCUACAGCUAUGUGCCUCCACAGAUGUGUGCCUCUACAGCUGUGUGCCUCCACAGAUGUGUGCCUCUACAGCUAUGUGCCUCCACAGAUGUGUGCCUCUACAGCUGUGUGCCUCCACAGAUGUGUGCCUCUACAGCUAUGUGCCUCCACUAGACACUCUCUCGUUCUCAAUACAGGGUUCUGUCAACUCGUAUGCAAUGAUAUACUGUAGCUACUAGGAACAAAUCAGAACAGUGUUUAAACCAGCCGUACUUCUCUCGCCACUCUGUGUCCAUGUCUGUCCUCCUCUUUCUUAUCAUCUCAUAUAUGGUACAUUCAGCUAUGCAAUAUGGCUCUUACAUUGGCUAUGCAGACUUUGAUGGAUAAUCGUAUUGUCUUUUGAUGAUAUAUAGAAGUGGGACUAACAAAUGUAUGCCGAUCAUUACAACUUCUUUGUCAAAAAGUAUGUUCUACUAUAGACUGAAUGAAUGAUAUAAGGCUUUUGAUAAAAUACAGGGGGGUGAAUGAGAAAUCCUUCCACAUUUUAGCACACAGCUCACAGAAGCAGCUACAAUACAGUAUAUUUCACCUCAGUUGAAUGUGUUUGUUGCUAUGCAACUGUUUAGUUAAAAAGACGCACCCUUUGCCCGUACAGAAAGAGGACAAUCGUCGGUUUACCCUUGGUAGCACUUGCCUUCCAUGUUAACUUUGGUAUAAUACACAACUCUGUAAUGUUAAGUGCAUCCUUAUCUUUUAUCAAGGUACAAAGUCUACUAUCCUGACAUUUUCUGUGAUGUGUCAAUUAGUCCGAUACUGUCGAGAGGUACAAAUCUGCUCUUUAGAUGAAGGUUUUGGUUUGUUUAAAUUCCACUUUUUUUUUUUUUUUUUUCUAAAAACAGGUUUACCUUCCUAGGUAUCUGGAGUUUUAUACAGGUAUCUUUUGAUAAAUGUAAAUGAAUUUAAGUGCAUAUAUAUACCAGUUCAAAACCACUUAAACACAAGACUGUGAAUCUUGGGACUGGCUAUUUUGUGUAGUUUAAAAAAAAUAAUAAUGUUAGAUCAGUUUCUUUUCAUAAAACAGUCUAAGACAGUCUUUUCAUAAAACAGUCUAAGACAGUCUUUUCAUAAAACAGUCUAAGACAGUCUUUUCAUAAAACGUGUUUAGAUUGCAGUAUUACAGUGUAUUCAUAAGAAAGGUUUACAUGCAGAAUAUUCUAUUGACCAAGAGGCCUUGUCUUUGUAUUUGUCAGAAGAUAUUUGCACAGAAGUUUUGUAUGGCAAAAUAUUAUUAAAUAAUUCAAUGUUUUUGUCAUA
Oncorhynchus tshawytscha (Chinook salmon) is the source of this 5462-nucleotide messenger RNA. RefSeq names its product inactive tyrosine-protein kinase transmembrane receptor ROR1. Gene Ontology annotation, molecular function: protein kinase activity; ATP binding; protein binding. Gene Ontology annotation, cellular component: signaling receptor complex. Gene Ontology annotation, biological process: protein phosphorylation; cell surface receptor protein tyrosine kinase signaling pathway; multicellular organism development. The transcript is spliced from 13 exons. The record is from RefSeq and is a predicted model, not a curated record. NCBI's taxonomy places the organism in Eukaryota, Metazoa, Chordata, Actinopteri, Salmoniformes, Salmonidae. The coding region runs from base 221 to 3082 and encodes 953 amino acids.